Protopterus annectens (West African lungfish) is the source of this 2018-nucleotide messenger RNA. RefSeq names its product nuclear receptor subfamily 5 group A member 2-like. The transcript is spliced from 7 exons. Gene Ontology annotation, cellular component: RNA polymerase II transcription regulator complex. The coding region runs from base 142 to 1614 and encodes 490 amino acids. Gene Ontology annotation, biological process: hormone-mediated signaling pathway; regulation of transcription by RNA polymerase II; tissue development. Lineage: Eukaryota; Metazoa; Chordata; Ceratodontiformes; Protopteridae. The record is from RefSeq and is a predicted model, not a curated record. Gene Ontology annotation, molecular function: nuclear receptor activity; RNA polymerase II cis-regulatory region sequence-specific DNA binding; zinc ion binding.
CCAGCUAUUAUUUAAAAGUACCAAUAAUUUUUAUCUCUUCCGUCUCUGUGUAAUUUACAGACAAAGCACUGGGAAUAUAAUAUCAAACAAGCUUUAUUUAUUUUUAUUUAAUGUUCCUAUCACUACAAUUGUUCUUCAAAUAUGGAUGCCAAUCUACCCACCGAAAUUCUAAAGGACUCUGUCAGUAAAAGCCUGCCUACAUCAUUGGAAUCCUGUCUACUGAAGAGAGAAUACCCGUCUGAAGAGGAGUGUGAAGAAGCAUGUCCGAUCUGUGGUGAUAAGGUCUCUGGCUACCACUACGGACUCCUAACCUGUGAAAGCUGCAAGGGUUUCUUCAAACGCACAGUCCAGAACAACAAACGCUAUACAUGCACAGAGAACCAGACUUGCCCAAUUGACAAAAUGCAGAGGAAGCGUUGCCCUUUCUGUCGUUUUCAAAAAUGUCUCAGUGUUGGAAUGAAAUUGGAAGCUGUAAGAGCAGACAGAAUGAGAGGUGGACGGAACAAAUUUGGGCCCUUAUACAGAAGAGAUAGAGAAUUAAAGCAACAAAAAAAGACAUUUGUGGUUUCUGAAAGUGGAAUAAAGCAUGAAUCUAUUUUGCAGUCAAUUCACACAUUCCAAGGUAAUGGGACUAUGUCACCAUCAAAUGAACAGAAAUCACAUUCACUAGAACACAGUCAAUUGUCACCUUUUAAGGACUACAGCAGAAAUGCUCCUGGCUGCACACCAACGAACAUGUCCUUAACAAGCCAGCACAGCAUACCAGGGUUCCAGAUCUAUAACCCUUACCCUCUUUGCCCUGUAAAAUCAGAGUACAUGGAUCCACUUUUUAUGGGUUCACCUGACCACCACCUUAUGGGAAGCCCUUAUGUGCCAGUUUCACAUUGUGGAAUGCCACCUUUGAUUUUGGAGUUGUUGAGGUGUGAAAUGGAAGAGCAUCAACUCCAGUCUAGGAUUCUUAAUCAUCUACAGCAGGAACAAGCCAACAGAGGGAAACAUGACAGACUUAAUACAUUUGGGAUUAUGACCAAAAUGGCAGAUCAGACAUUAUUUUGCUUGGUGGAAUGGGCCCGAAGCUGUGUAUUCUUCAAAGAACUUAAGGUAGAAGAUCAAAUGAGACUCCUGCAAAACUGCUGGAGUGAACUUUUAGUGAUGGAUCACAUCUACAGACAGGUGGUUUAUGGGAAAGAAGGAAGUAUUCUCCUGGUCACAGGACAACAAAUUGACCUUUCUACAAUCUCCUCUCAAGCUGGAGAUGCUCUAAACAACCUGGUAAGCCGCACUCAGGAACUGGUAUCCAAACUGAGAGCUCUACAGAUGGACAGACAAGAAUUUGUAUGUUUGAAGUAUCUGGUGCUUUUCAGUUCAGAUGUCAAAAAUCUGGAGAACCGAGCCUUUGUGGAGAGUGUGCAGGAACAGGUAAAUCGAGCCCUCAUGGAUUACACUGCCUACAACCCACAGCAAGCUGACAAAUUUGGUCAGUUAUUGCUAAGGCUGCCUGAGAUACGAGCAAUCAGCAUGCAGAUAGAUGAGUAUCUUUUCAUGAAACAUCUCAGUGGGGACUUACCAUGUAACAACCUCCUUAUAGAAAUGCUCCAUGCCAAGCAAUCCUAGUAGCAAGACAAAAAGACAAUGGGGACUUGGAUGGACAUGGGAAUAUUCAACUCUGGAACAAAACCAAUAAGACUGUAAUAUAUGUAACAUACCAUGCAAUCCACAAGGAGAGGAAGACUGAAGCAAAGGAUGAUGAAACUCUAAUUAUGAAGACUUUAAAAUUUACUGUCUAAUAAAGUGCAAUAUCACAGCAUUGUGCAUAUAAAUUCUCCAAGUACGUGGGAUGCAACGCAAGAAAUGGGGUUUAAAUGAAUGUUUUUUACCCAGUUAAUGUGGAAACACCUGGUAUGGCACAAAAGAAUCUUUAAAGUUCCCAUAAUUGUGAACAACAUUAUAGAUGAUUUCCCUUCACAAGAUAUACAUCAAACUUAAAGGUGGAAUUCAAUAAAAAGAAGCUUUCAAAA